Geosmithia morbida is the source of this 1080-nucleotide messenger RNA. RefSeq lists its product as uncharacterized. The record is from RefSeq and is a predicted model, not a curated record. Bases 1 to 1080 code for a protein of 359 amino acids. The transcript has a single exon. Lineage: Eukaryota; Fungi; Ascomycota; Sordariomycetes; Hypocreales; Bionectriaceae.
AUGGGAAGCUUCCUAGAUGCAUUCGGGGACGGCGUCUCCGUCCACGACGGCGGCAUCAGCCGGCCCAAGCGUCACCGCUCCCGCUCGCGCGUGUCCCACCGUCACCACAAGACCUCCACCACCAAGCGAUCGCGUUCCCGCUCAUCCUCUCGCGGCCGCAAGCGUGGUCUGACCUCGUCGACGUCCGGCCUGGGCGCCGGCCUGUCCUACCUCCUCGAGGACGACAAGGACAGCCACAAGCGGUACUCGAAGCACAACGCUUCCCGCGGGUCCCUCCUCGAUACCUUCGGCCUCGGGAGCAGCGCGGGCGGAGGGCACCAGCACAACGACGGCGGCAACCACAAGCGCUACUCCAAGCACAGCAACGCCUCCCGCGGCUCCUUGCUGGACACGAUCGGCCAGGGCCUCGGGUUCGGGGCCGGCGGUGACGACUCGAACCGGCUGGGCCACCACCACAACCAGAGCCGGUCGAGUUUCUUCGGACUUGGCUCGUCCCGGCCGUCGUACUAUAAGCGGUCGUCGCGCCAGGGCUACGUUCACCGCGCGUACAAGCGCCUCAAGAAGCUGCUGCGUGACCUGGCCCGCUGGGCCAAGCGCCACCCCUGGAAGGUCUUCUUCAUGGUCAUCAUGCCGCUCGUCACCGGCGGCGCCCUGACCGCCCUGCUCGCCCGCUUCGGCCUGCGCGUGCCCCGCUCCCUCGAGCGCCUCAUCGGCGCCGCCUCAAAGGUCUACAUGGGCAACCCGUCCGGCGCCUUCGGUGACGCCGUCCGCAUCGCCGGCGAUUUCUCCGGCUCGGGAGGGGGGGCAUCCAGCAGCCGCCCCUCCGCCGCCGCCGCCGCCGCCGCCGCCCGCCCAGCCGCGGGGAGCAUCGGGGGCUCGCUCCGCCGCGAGUACUACAACCCGCCGCCCGUCUCGGGCGCCUACGGCUCCGGCCCGGGCGGCUACGGGUACAGGAGCGCCUCGCCCAUGUACUACAACGACCUCGCCUACGGGCAGUCGCGCGAUACAUACUCCGGUGGCGGCGGUGGAUCCGGUGCCUGGGAGACGGCCGCCAAUGGCAUUGCCAAGUUGUUCAUCUAG